Molecule: messenger RNA, 1765 nt
Organism: Magnolia sinica
Lineage: Eukaryota; Viridiplantae; Streptophyta; Magnoliopsida; Magnoliales; Magnoliaceae
Product: protein TRIGALACTOSYLDIACYLGLYCEROL 2, chloroplastic
Exons: 7
Coding region: 431-1576 (381 amino acids)
Cellular component (GO): chloroplast inner membrane
Molecular function (GO): phospholipid binding; lipid carrier activity
Source: RefSeq, a predicted model, not a curated record
CCCGAUUCAAAAGCAAGAAAAAAGAAAAGCUUGUAACCUAGCGACCGGAAAGGCACACGCAAUUGUAGAGGGAAAGUGUGUGAGAGAGCCGAUUACGGAGACGGAGAGAGAGAGAGAGAGAGAGAGAGAGAGCUGAUUGCAGGUGGGUUGUUGGUGCAUUUCUCCCCCUUUCCCUCUUGUCAAAAAUCCGAACGUUGGGCCUGUAAGUCACUUACAGGGAAGUGACUUCUCACCACCAGCCCCCUGCAGUUGCCUAGAAGAUUUGCCUGUAAGCGACUUACAGGCUUUGCUUCCAGUGGUGAUGAAUUGUGUCUGCUCAGUACUCACUCUUGCCAAAAAUACAAGAGAAAUAAAUAGUCCAUAGUCCAUUUUGAUUUUUUUUUUUUUUUUUGGGUUUUCUCUGAACUUUGGUAAUUUGGUUUUGUUCAAGAUGUUUGGAAAUCCAUGGGUUCAAGCUUCUACUUGCAAACUGGUGUUGUCAUCGUCAAUGUUUAUUACGCCCUCUGGCCACCAAAACUUUGGUCCUCGUCUUCCAACUAGACUUCCGAGAGAACUAGUUCGCAUACGAGUGAGUUCAGCAAAUGCAGGACAGAGUCCGCCGCCCUCAGCCGAAAGAAAGAACCCUCUUGCUGUUGUCUUGGAUAUUCCCAGCAGCAUUUGGAGGCAGACGUUGCGUCCACUUAGUGAUUUCGGGUUUGGAAAGAAGAGUGUUUGGGAGGGAGGCAUUGGAUUAUUCGUUGUUUCUGGUGCUGUUCUUCUCGCACUUUCUUUGGUUUGGCUAAGAGGGUUCCAAUUGAGAUCUAAGUUCAGGAAAUAUCAGGCAGUGCUCGAGUUUGAGCAGGCUUGUGGUAUUUGCAUGGGAACACCUGUAAGGAUCAGAGGGGUGACUGUCGGAAGUGUGGUCCGGAUUGUUCCUUCUUUGAGAAGUAUUGAAGCAGUUGUUGAGGUUGAAGACGAUAAAAUAAUUAUACCUCAAAAUUCAUCAAUUGAGGUGAAUCAGUCUGGCCUUCUUAUGGAGACUUUGAUUGACAUUACACCACAAGAUCCAAUGCCAACACCUUCGGUGGGUCCUCUUGACCCAGAGUGUGUUAAAGAAGGUCUAAUUGUAUGUGACAGACAGAAGAUAGCAGGUCGUCAAGGGAUAAGCUUGGAUGAAUUGGUUGGAAUAUUCACGCGUCUUGGACGAGAAAUGGAAGAAAUUGGUGUUUCAAAAAGUUAUGCAUUGGCUGAAAAAGUUGCAUCUAUUCUACAAGAAUCAAAGCCGCUCCUUGCAAAGAUUGAAGCCAUGACUGAAGAUAUUCAACCUCUCUUGUCUGAGGUUCGCGGUAGUGGUCUACUGAGGGAAGUCGAGAAUUUAACCAAAAGCUUGAAAGAAGCAACUGAAGAUUUGAGAAGGGUGAAUUCAUCUAUUCUAACUCCUGAGAACACCAACCUGCUCCAGCAGUCCAUCUCCACCCUUAUAUUCACUUUGAAGAACAUUGAGAGUAUAACCUCCGACAUAUCAGGCUUCACGGGCGAUGAAGCUACAAGGCAGAAUUUGAAGUUGCUUAUCAAGUCCCUUAGUAGACUGUUGUAGAGAAGAUUAAUAGCUGGAUGCUGAUAAAGCAGAGGAUGUAACAGAUUCGGGUGAUGUAGGUCCCAUCUUUAGAUGGUAGAGAUCAACCGUGGUUGAAUGCCAUUUCCUUUUCAGACCAGACUUGCUGGUAAGACUUUGUGAAAGGCUUGUUAUUCAAUGAAAUCAGAGUAGAGCAGUGAGUUUUGGGCA